Physcomitrium patens is the source of this 3764-nucleotide messenger RNA. The record is from RefSeq and is a predicted model, not a curated record. Lineage: Eukaryota; Viridiplantae; Streptophyta; Bryopsida; Funariales; Funariaceae.
UUUAAUCUGGUUGGGUUUGGUAAGCGCAUGCCGCCGAGCCUUCUUCUGGGGUUCAUUGAUAGCAUCAAGAAAAAUCUACAACAGUUUCUGAUAGAAAGAGAGAAUCCAUCCCCAUUGCUCCACUUUCACCUAUGGAUAGUUCGACUUCCGGGGAGGACGGUGAUAUUCACAGUACACCGGCGACAUCAGGCAAAACGGUUGAUGGUAAUGGGCUUACAAAUCCAGUGCAAUCUAAUACUGAAGCCGAGAAGGCGGAUACAACAGAGAGGGGAGGCAAUGCAUUUAAACAAGAAGACAAGAACCAGUCUGGUGGUCGAAAAGAUUCGAAAGAAGAUGCUUUGAAUGACUCCAAAGUGUUGAAGUUAGAGGAGCCCAAUGAUAGCAUGGAAACCAAAUCAUUGGGUGGAAAGCGUGAUGGAAUAGUAGAUAAACAGGAAGGACUUGAGCAAGGGCAUAAUAUAAAGGAUGGAGCAGGAAAGACCCCAAUUAUCGAAAAUGGUCGGAAAGAAGAUAAUGAGCAAAGCGAUAGUGCGGGCAGUAAUGGCAGCACGAAUGAAAAUGAAAAGACUAGAACUUCUGAAGAAAGUCAUCUUGGGUCUGUUACAUCUGACUCUGCGGCAGUAACUGCUCCGCCUCAACCUACACCAACUUCGAGCCCUGAAAACAGCGCCCCUCUUGACCUACCUACACAUUCCCAAACAGGAGUGACACCUCCAUUGGACAUGGGAUCAGCGCUUGAAGCUCUUACAGAUUUUGAUGACUCCACACAAGUGGCUGUGAGUAAUGUUUUUGGACUUGCCGAGAACAUUCUGGAGAAGCUAGAGCAAGAACAGAAAGGAGAUGUUUAUGAUGCUUCUGCUGAUGCACAGGUAGACUCUGCUGAUCAGAAAAAGGAAACUGACCGCAGGAAUGGGAAGGAAGAACACGGCAGUAAGGAAAACAACGACAAAGGAAAUGGUAAGGAAGACGACUGUAGUACUGUCGAUAGUGGCUCUCUUAUUUCCGAGCACAAUGAGAAAGAUGGAGUAGCAAAGACAAUAGCUAAAGCUACCAUUGACUCGAAGAGUGUUGGUGGAAAGAACGAGCUCAGCAGUCAUGAGAGCACUACAGAAAUCUGCUACAGGUGGGGUUGACAAGAAGCAAAUGGGAAUGAAGUAAGAAAAGAUGAAGAAAACCAUGGAUGCCUUUGAAAUGACCAAUAAACCAAAGGACGACAAGAAGGAUUUGGGGACGAUUUUAUUCUCGAAGUUAUUGAACCCAGUAUUAGAUUCAAGGACUCAGUCUAAAGUUAUGUUCAUUCAGAACGUAGGUAAUUAUACUUUGGUGAUGACAGUGUUGAAGGAUCAACCUCCUAAGGUAAAAACUGAUGACAUUUUACUAAGCACGAAUGGCACAGCCUUCAAUUACAAGGAUACUUUUAAAGAGCUGAAAGGAUCAGAAACUCAACGUAGUAAUCAAUAUAUGAAGGAAGCAGAUUCUGCUGGGCCAGGUUUAAGGAAAAUUACCAUCAAGCAGAUGUCAGAAGAAGUUGACGACAUAGGAAAAUCAAAGGGAUAUGUUAGUACUCUGGGAGCGAAUGAGAAUCAUAGUAAGCGAACUAUAGAUAUCAAGAAAGCGAAGACUCCAAACUUGGUAGAAAGUACGGUGAAGGACGCUCUGGAAUUUGAGCUGCUUCGGAGGUUGAGAAUCGCAGGAAUAGAGUCUCUGGGAAUUAUUUAGACCAAGAGGUCUAAAAGAUAACCAAUUCAGUGGCUGACGCAGCUCAAGGGUGGAAGAUGAAGCCCAUUUCCAACGAAGCUUUUAGAAACGCUGUGGGAGGUAACCGCAAAUUGGGCGGGCUGGUUCCUCUUGUAAUGUUAGUAGGCGUGAUUAUGGCUCUUCUAGGUGUUGUGUAUUUGAUUGUUACUGGCAAACAGCGGAAUGCACAAGAAGAAAAGAACCAAGUGAUGAUGAAAACUUGGAAGAGGAAGAAGAGAUCAGUGGUACUGAUAGUGAUUAUUCUUUGCGGGUCAAAGCAAAAUCAUCUGCCGCAGAUGCUUUAGCUUUGAGUGCAAAACGUAACAGCGAAAUUCCAUCAAGUGGAUCUUUCGAGUUGAGGGAAGACCCUGAAGUGGUGACGACAGAGACUAUGGAAAUUGAUGCUGCUGGUUAAAACGGACAUAGCUCAGAAGCUGAAGGAAUGUCCAACGAUGUUUGGGACAGAGCCAAGAGCAAGAAUCAAGGGAAAGUGAUGGGCAUGAUGGCAGCAGCCAUGAGCGGUGGAGCCACAAUGGCUGGAAUCAAUGUGUCGAAUGAAUGUAGCGCAGUAGAAGAUUCAGAUGGUGGUGGUGGUGAGAAAAAUAGUAAGAGGACUGGAACUGAGGAUGAGAAGGCAGGUACUAUUUUCAGCGUUCAUCCCUUAGCCGAAAAGGCAAUGUCAGUGGCAGCGCCAGUGGCACCUCACAACGGCGAUGGGAAGGUUGAUCAUGAAAGGCUGGUGGCAAUGCUAGCAAAACUUGACAGAAGGUUGGUCUUCUUCGAUUUAUUGGAAAAGUUGCUCUUUUACUGGGUGGCCCGAGGGGUGCAAUGAGCCUCACUGAUCGUCGUCUCGGUUUUUUGCAAUUGAUAAGCGUCCAUUACAUUUGAGGCUUCUUGUCUUUUCUGCACUUAUUGUAUUGCUCUGGUCUCCUGUAUUAAUACCCGUCUUACCAUCAUUGUUACAUCAAUGGGCUACGAAAUCGCCAGGCGGUGUUGUUGGUGCUGCUUCUGUGGUUGACCUGUAUAGGGCCAUUCUUAUUCUUGUUACGAUUUGGGGGAGGCGAGUUCGUGGUUUUAGUAAACCCCUUGUACAUUAUGGUCUUCGUUUCUGGUCAAAACGAAAGGUCAAAGAUUGGGGCUGGGGGUUAGCCUUAGGUAGUGGAUUAGUAUUAUUUUUGCAUAGUACAAAUUUCAUAUUGGGCUACGUGCAAAUCAAUUGGGGGGCAUUGCUUGCUACAAAUCCCAUGAUGCAAGCAAAUUGGGGCUCUUGUGCUAAGCAAGGUAGUGUUGGGAUAUUCUUAUUUACCGCUGCAAAAGUAAUCAAGCUUGUGGGACAAGCGGUUGGAAUUUGACUGGCGGUGUCCCUUGUAGAGGAAACUCUAUUCAGAGCGUGGUUACAAGAGGAGAUUGCUGUUGAUCUGGGAUUUCAUACUGCAGUGUUCAUAUCGGCUGCUAUUUUUGCGCUUGUUCACUGGUCAUCUGCUACAAUGCCAAGCCUUUGGUUUUUAUCGGUGAGCUUAGCCGGUGCACGGUCGAAGAUGAAUCGUAGCUUGGCAUUUCCAGCAGGAUUCCAUGUUGGCCUUGUGGCAAUCAAUUACGUUACGACUGCAGGAGAACUAGUUAAAUACUUGCCUCAUGGUCCCACCUGGUUCACAGGUGCACAUAUCGGAAAUCCAUUGGCUGGGACAUGGGCACAGCCCAAAUGGCAAUACUGGCUGUCACCUUGUGUCCGCGUACUAUCACUUGACCAAGUAUUCAUUUAAAAGAAGUUAGGCAUGCAGCAUAAGUUUUAUGAACUCAACUGUAAUAUGAGUCGAUGAGUCCCACAGAAGGAUGCUCAUAAUUUUUUAGCUGGAAUUUCUUAGACGUGGGACCAUUUUGUACUAGAAUACUAAUUAUUCUGACUGACAGCUAAUUGGGAAAACGAAGGUUUUUGUUAAUUCAUUAAACUCUUUUCUGUAGUUACGAACUCGCUUUUCUGACGUUUUAAUAAGCACCUUAUCUGAUAAUGCUUUGUCUUGGGGCAA